Messenger RNA from Solea senegalensis (Senegalese sole), 5404 nucleotides. RefSeq names its product protein tyrosine phosphatase, non-receptor type 23, a (gene ptpn23a). Gene Ontology annotation, biological process: protein dephosphorylation; protein transport to vacuole involved in ubiquitin-dependent protein catabolic process via the multivesicular body sorting pathway; endocytic recycling. The transcript is spliced from 24 exons. Lineage: Eukaryota; Metazoa; Chordata; Actinopteri; Pleuronectiformes; Soleidae. Gene Ontology annotation, molecular function: protein binding; protein tyrosine phosphatase activity. The record is from RefSeq and is a predicted model, not a curated record. The coding region runs from base 164 to 5404 and encodes 1746 amino acids. Gene Ontology annotation, cellular component: endosome.
GUGGCACGUACGUUCCCAGCUUCCGGUCGAAGUGUAAAUGGAUACAUGACACAGUUGUUUGGGAAGGAAGGCUUAUUCUUCAGAAAAGCGCAAACGUUCGUGAAAGCUACCGACACGCUUUUGACAUCGUAGCGGCUGACAGUCGUGUGUGGAGCCGGCCGCGAUGGAGGCGGUUCCCCGGAUGCCGAUGAUCUGGCUGGAUCUGAAGGAGGCAGGGGAGUUCCAGUUCAGCCCGUCCGUGAGGCAGUUCAUCUUAAAGAACUAUGGAGAGAAUCCGGACAACUACAAUGAACAGAUGAAGAAGUUGGAGACACUGCGGCAGAGCGCGGUGAAUGUGACGAGGGAUUUCGAGGGAUGCAGCACGCUGAGGAAGUACUUCGGUCAGCUGCAUUACCUCCAGAGCCGGGUGCCCAUGGGAACGGGCCAGGAGGCGGCUGUACCCAUCUCAUGGACUGAAAUUUUCUCUGGAAAAACGGUUACGCAUGAUGACAUCAGCUAUGAACAAGCCUGCAUCCUCUACAAUCUUGGGGCUCUGCACUCCAUGCUGGGAGCCAUGGAUAACAGGGUGUCUGAGGAGGGGAUGAAGGUUUCCUGCACCCACUUCCAGUGUUCUGCUGGAGCAUUCUCUUACCUGAGAGACAAUUUCAGCCACAACUUCAGUGUGGACAUGAGCCACCAGAUCCUUAACCUCAACAUUAACCUUAUGCUGGGUCAAGCGCAGGAGUGUCUCCUAGAGAAGUCCAUGUUGGACAACAGGAAGAGUUUUCUGGUUGCUCGCAUCAGUGCUCAGGUGGUGGAUUAUUAUAAAGAGGCCUGCAGGGCUCUGGAAAAUUCGGAGACGGCUUCCAUGCUGGGAAAGAUCCAGAAGGACUGGAAGAAACUGGUUCAGAUGAAGAUCUACUACUUUGCUUCCAUUGCACAUCUUCAUAUGGGAAAACAGGCUGAGGAACAACAGAAGUAUGGAGAGAGGUUGGCAUACCUGCAGAGCUCCAUGGAUAAACUCAAUGAAGCCAUCAAGUUGGCCAAGGGUCAACCAGACAGUGUGCAAGAGGCCUUGAGGUUCACUAUGGAUGUUAUUGGUGGAAAGUUUAAUUCAGCCAAAAAGGAUAAUGACUUCAUCUAUCACGAGACAGUUCCUUCUCUGGAAACUCUGGCCUCAGUCAAAGGUGCUCCACUGGUGAAAGCUCUACCCGUCAACCCCACUGACCCCACUGUCACCGGACCAGACCUGUUUUCCAAGUUGGUGCCUAUGGCUGCCCAUGAAGCAUCGUCUCUGUACAGCGAGGAGAAGGCCAAGCUGCUGAGGGACAUCAUGGCCAAAAUAGACAGCAAGAAUGAAACACUAGAGCAGUUCAUGGACUCCUUGGGCUUGGAGCCAGAAUCGGUGGACAAUCUGGACAUGUACAGUCAUAUACCCCCGGUCCUGAUGGAGAAAUGUGCUGCACUCAGUGUUCGACCCGACACUGUCAAGAGCCUCAUUCAGUCCAUGCAGGUCCUCUCGGGGGUCUUCACUGAUGUGGAGUCUUCACUGAAGGAGAUCAGAGAUGUCCUGGAGGAAGAUGAGGCUGGCGAGCGAGCUCUCCAGGAAGUUGGUGGCCCCACUGUAGGCGACGCACACCCGGCCGUGCAGGGCCAGGCUCUGGCUGAGAUCCGCAGGGACCUGGAGAAGUACAUGGAGGCCCACGAGAAGGCCAGUUUCACCAACACAGAGCUCCACCGGGCCAUGAAUCUACACAUCAGCAAUUUGCGUCUCCUGGGUGGGCCAUUGGAAAGUCUAAGAGACGCCCUGCCCCGACCUGAGCUCAGUGAAGAGGAAGUAGCAGGGCUGCAGUGCAUGAAGCGGAUACUUGGGAAGGUGCAGGAAAUGAGGGAACAGAGAGGCUCUCUGGAGAAACAGCUCCGUGAUCUCAUCCAGCAGGACGACAUCACCUCCACGCUAGUCACUACAGACAGGGCUGACAUGAAGCGUGUAUUUGAGGACCAGCUGAAGAAAUAUGAACAGGUGAAAGUGUACAUUGACCAGAACCUGGCAGCUCAGGAGAACAUCCUGAAGGCCCUGACCGAGGCUAAUGUCCAGUAUGCCUCGGUUCGGAAGGGCCUAAGCCAGACUGAGCAGCAGUGGAACAGCACUGUCCAGGGCCUGGUGGGCUCAUAUGAAGCCUAUGAGGACCUGAUGAAGAAAUCACAGGAGGGGAAGGAGUUCUACGACGACUUGGAGGCCAAAGCGUCUCGUCUGCUGGAGAGAGCAAAGAUCUUGUGUCAGACCAGAUCAGAGGAGAGGAAGCCCAUCCUGGAAAGAGAAACCCAGAAAAAGACCCCAGCACGGCCUACAGCAGCAAAGCCUUCCCUGAUGCCAAAGGCUCCAGAUACCGACUCUGCCUGUUCAAGCCUUGAAGACCCAGAGUUGGCCCAGUUCAGUGCAGCCAUCUUGGCUUUGGGUGGUGACCUACCUGAGGAGCUCCGCAGCCUCCCCCCUGACAUUCCUUCCCUCCCCACCACUCGUCACCCUUGUCCUGAAUCCUUUGUCCCCCCCAGUGCUAAUCUGGGUGGUAGCAGCUCUCUGCCAUGGCCUGGAGCUCCAGCAGCUGGUCUUCCUCGAUUCUUUGCCAACCUGCCUCCUCCAGAACUUUUGGCAAGGAUUGCUCAGUUUCCUACUUCAGGGGGUCAAUCAAUGCAGGGACCUCUGCCACGUGGACCCCUCCCUCAUAUGACUCCACAGAUUCCUCCACAAAUGGCACCCCAAACAACAGUAGCGGGUUAUCGACCACCUGCUCCUCAAGUUCCCCAACCUGGCCAUGUUGCCCCUACAUCAGUCCGACCCGCAACCACCACUGUUGACAGCAUCCAGGCCCCGAUCCCCAGCAACGCCCCAACACAUCUUCAUACAGUUCUACCUGCAGCCACAGCUGGCUAUGCAGUGCCACCACAGAUGGGUGCCUAUCCUCAUUUCAUGCCACAACCAGGGAUGCCCAUUCAAGGCCCAAGCCAAACACCUGCAUCUCAAUCACAGCAGCAGAAGCAUCCACAGCAGUACCCCCACUCUACUGGGCAACCAAUGCUGCAGGGCCACCAGCCUGGACCAAGGGUUUUUCCCAGCCAUCACAUUCAGAUGCAGCAAGCUUUUCCACAGAGAUAUAUGCCCCCACACACUGCUGGUGUUCCUCCCCAGUACCAACAUGCAUUCCCAGGUCAGCUGCAACCACAUCAACAGAAUGGCUUUCAGCCACAGAUACCCCAAGGUUAUCAGCCUCGACAUGGCUUUUUACCCCAGCAACACCCACAGAUGACACCAGGCUCCUUGCCAAGGCCAUCUCAGGCCCAGAUGCCACCUCAGACUGUACACCCACAAAUACCUGCAACUUCUCAGCCAGCACCCCCUGUAUCUCAGCCCUACCUGCCCCAUCCCAACCAACAAAUGCCUAUGGGUCUCCCCCACCAACACAUGCUACCACAACAGCAGCAAAUCUCAAUGCCCCCCACUUCCCAGCCGGUUCCACCCCACCCUCAGAUGCAGAUAGGAAGUGGUCCCAGAGCACAGAUGCCCCCCACAAGUCAGCCAAUGCCACCAGUCUCACAAAACUACAUGCCCCAGACGAGUCAACCCAUUCACCCUACCCUGCAUCCACAGAUGCCUCCUGCCUCACAACCUCAUAUGGUUCCUGGUCCUCAGGUCCACUUGCCCAGGGGCCCCAAUAUGCCUCAAAUUCAUCCUGGACAGCCUCCUAUUCCAAACAUGGCACAGCAGCCUAUCCGGAUGCCCAUCCAGCCCCAAACUCAACCCCCUCAUUCUGGGGGAGUUUGCUACCCAGGAGGGGCUCCAAUGAUGCCUCAGCAGCCCCUGGCACCACAACCUUUGGCCCCCCAACAACCUCAUACUGCUCUUCCUAUGACUCAUCCACAGCCUUCUAAUAUUUACCCUUCACCUCCAGGACCUAAUGUACCUCCAGCUGCUCCACAGCAACCCACUGUCAUGAGCCCACAUGGUCCUCAUGUUCCCUCUUCUCAACACAUGAUCCAACCUUCACUUGUUGGUCCUUCAGCAACUCAACCACCCAACACCAUCCCUCCUUCUCCUUCCCCUUCCCCCUCUCCGGCACCUUCUCCAGGUCCUGCCUCUUUAGGUUUGAACCCCCAGCAGAGACCCACACUGACCCCCACCCCUGGAGGCACAGUGCCACCCGCUCUACCUUCUCCCUCAGCUGUCUCUCCCUCCACUUCGCUGUUUCAACGCCAGAAUUCAAGCACAGAUGACCUUCUCUCCUCGAGCCCUGAGAGCCAACCUGGAGGCACUAAGGCACCCACUAAUGUCCUCCAGCCAACUAAAGCUGACCCACAGGAUGGAGAGCGUCGCAAGAAGAGCUCCCAGGGAGUUCUCCUGAUCCAGGGUGACCCGUAUCAAGCACCAGAGUGUGUCGCCCGGCUUCAUAGUGAACUGGAACGUUAUAGAGCCCAAGUUGAUUCCCUGGAGCACCCCUCAGAGAUUGAGGGUGGCCUGUCAGUACUGGAUGCUCGAUGGAAAGAGCUUCAGGACCAGCAGGAGAAGGACGCUCGCCAGCUCUCCAUUGCCAUCGCCCGCUGCUACACCAUGAAGAACCGUCACCAAGACGUCAUGCCCUAUGACCUCAACCGUGUGGUGCUUCAGUCAGGCAAAGAUGAUUACAUCAAUGCCAGCUACGUGGAGGACUUGUCCCCGUACUGCCCACGCCUUAUUGCAACACAAGCUCCCCUCACUGGCACAGCAGCGGACUUCUGGCUGAUGGUUUAUGAGCAGAAGGUGUCACUGAUCGUCAUGCUGGUGUCGGAGCAGGAGCUUGAAAAGGGAAAGGUCCUGCUCUACUUCCCAACAGAGCGUGGCCAGCAGCUCUCUCAGGGACCAAUUACGCUCAGCUUGACCACGCAGAAGAUGACGCCGACACACGUGGAGCGAAUGAUCAGCCUUCAGUACAGAGACCAAAGCCUGAAACGCACCGUUGUCCAUCUGCAGUUCACGUCCUGGCCAGAGCUGGGUCUCCCUGACAGCAAGAGCAACCUGCUACGUUUCAUCCAGGAGGUUCAUGGACACUACCUCCACCAGAGGCCCUUACACACUCCUAUUGUGGUACACUGCAGCUCGGGUGUUGGGCGCACUGGUGCCUUCUGUCUGCUGUACGCGGCCCUGCAGGAACUGGAGGCUGGAAAGGGGAUCCCUGAACUUCCACUGCUGGUGAAGAAGAUGAGACAGCAAAGGAAGAACAUGCUACAGGAAAAGCUCCACCUGAAGUUCUGCUAUGAGACGUUGCUGAAGCAUGCAGAGAAUGUCCUUCAGCGUCACGGCAUCACUACUGCCGCUUGCAGCAAGAACACCAACUCUGCAGCCACAAAGGUUUGUCAUCUGGAAAAUGUGACAAAAAAAUUUUUUGGCUAA